UUUCUUUUGCAGUUCCUGGAUUUUCGGUUUUCGAUUCAAAUUGUCAUGUUGCACAUCCUUUCGAUUAUGAAGUUGUGAUUUUUGUUUGUUAAAUUAGAAAGUUGAAUUUAUUGAUCUCAAAUGAUGUUUGUUAUCAAUUUUGGUGUUGUUCUGUAGGGUUAGAGAUUGUAGUGUGUUUUGAUGCUGAAUAUAGCUUUGUGUUUCUAGUGUUUACUUUGAUCACUUGUUCAUUGUUGUAAGGAUUUAGGGUUUAGGAAAAAACUAAUAUAUCACAUAUUUUUUAAAACCCUUUAUCUAUGUGUAAGGCUAUGUUUGCGAGUUAGGAGAUACAGAGGAGAAGGCUUCUGAGAAGGAGAUUUGAAAAGAAAUAAAUAAAUGAUAAUAUUAGAUAGAGUGAUGGGAUGGCACUUAGUGUAUGCAGGAUCGCGAGUUAACUCGUGAACUUGCCCGAGUUGAUGCUCUAAUCACAUGCCGGCGUGCUGAAUCAUAGCCAAGAUCAUAUGGAUAAACUCGAAUAAUUUCCUCCAACUCUUGUUCAAGCUCCCUCUUUCAUUCAACAAGACGUUCUCUGACGUUGUUGACUCACCGUUUUCUGAAUUGAUUCAGGGCAUUUUGUUACUGGUUGUUAUUUGAUGGAAAGUGUGGAAGAUAAAGAACCAGCUUUGAAACGAGCAAAAUUGUCUUCUCAAGAAUUAGUCAGUCUCUCUAACGGUUCAACUUCUAAGGUGCGUGUUGUAUGUUCAAGUGACGUAUCAGCCGAAGGGGACGACGAAGAUGUUGCUUCAAAAGGGGUCUUAAAAAGAGGGGAGUUUGUAAGGAUGAUUACGAAGGCAUUGUAUUCUCUUGGUUACAAAAAGAGUGGGGAACACUUAGAGGAGGAGUCUGGCAUAUCUCUGAAUUCGUCUGCGGUAAAUCUGUUUAAGCAGCAGAUACUUGAUGGUGAUUGGGACAAAAGUGUAGCCACAUUGAAUCAAAUUGGUCUAGAAGAUGAAAGCAUUAUCAAGGCUGCCUCAAUUUUAAUAUUAGAACAGAAGUUUUUUGAGCUUCUUGACGAGGAUAAGGUCAUGGAGGCAUUAAAGACAUUGAGGACUGAGAUUACACAUCUUUGUGAUGACAGUACUAAAAUUCGCAAACUUUCUUCAUGCAUGUUGUCACCGUCUGGCCAAGGAGCUAGGACUCGGUCAAAACUAUUGGAGGAACUACAGGAUCUGAUUCCCCCGACUGUGAUGAUACCUGAAAAGAGACUGGAACAUCUUGUUGAACAAGCCCUCAUCUUGCAACGAGUAGCUUCCUUGUGUCACAACUCAUUGAAUAAGAAAAUGCCAUUGAAUCCAGAUCAUUACGAAGGAAAAUCUGAGAUAACUUUAGAUCAAUUAGCUAAUGCUUCUGCUAAUUCUGAUAAUAAUGAUGAAAUGGUGACCUUGACCAGAGCAGAUUUUGAAAAAUUUGCUACAUGUUCUGUUAAAGUGGACAGGCUAGAAGAAGACUAUAAGAAGUUGGUGAGCAUGCUUUCUGAAGUCGUGAACCUGCUUCGAGUUCUUCCUCGGUAGAUUUUAAAUUCUGUUCAUGUUUUGAUUUUUAUCAAUGAAUUUUAGAUUUUAUGAUAUGUGGUCUUUAUUUUUAUAUUUACUUUUUGGUCGGAUGCCAAAAGGAAUAGAAUAUUGAAUUGAACCUUCUAUACUUUCAAUGCCAUUAGCUAACUCACUAAUA
This is a messenger RNA of Vicia villosa (hairy vetch), 1710 nucleotides long. Its product is annotated as WD repeat-containing protein 26 homolog. Gene Ontology annotation, molecular function: protein binding. NCBI's taxonomy places the organism in Eukaryota, Viridiplantae, Streptophyta, Magnoliopsida, Fabales, Fabaceae. The transcript is spliced from 3 exons. The record is from RefSeq and is a predicted model, not a curated record. Bases 633 to 1550 code for a protein of 305 amino acids.